AUGGAAGGUGACGAUUUAUUCGAUGAGUUUGGAAAUUUGAUCGGAGUUGAUCCUUUUGACUCGGAUGAAGAAGAAAGUGUGCUGGAUGAGCAAGAACAAUAUCAAACCAAUACGUUUGAGGGGAGCGGCAACAACAAUGAGAUUGAGAGCAGACAACUUACCUCGUUAGGAAGUAAAAAGGAACUUGGAAUUUCCUUAGAGCACCCUUAUGGUAAGGAAGUGGAAGUAUUAAUGGAAACUAAGAACACACAGUCACCACAGACUCCACUGGUAGAGCCGGUUACAGAACGAACAAAGUUGCAAGAGCAUACAAUUUUUACACAAUUAAAAAAAAACAUUCCGAAGACUAGAUAUAAUCGAGACUAUAUGUUAUCAAUGGCUAACAUUCCGGAGAGGAUAAUAAAUGUUGGUGUCAUUGGACCUCUUCACUCAGGUAAGACCUCUUUGAUGGAUCUCCUAGUAAUCGACUCACACAAACGCAUACCAGAUAUGUCUAAGAAUGUAGAACUUGGAUGGAAACCGCUAAGAUACCUGGAUAAUUUGAAACAAGAGAUUGACCGGGGUCUUUCCAUUAAACUUAAUGGUUCCACUCUACUCUGCACCGAUUUAGAAUCCAAGUCUAGAAUGAUAAACUUUUUGGAUGCACCAGGGCAUGUUAAUUUUAUGGAUGAAACGGCAGUCGCACUUGCAGCAAGUGAUUUGGUUUUAAUCGUGAUAGAUGUUGUAGAAGGUGUUACAUUUGUGGUAGAGCAAUUGAUAAAACAAAGUAUUAAAAAUAAUGUAGCAAUGUGUUUUGUUAUAAAUAAACUCGACAGAUUGAUUCUAGAUUUAAAGUUGCCACCAAUGGACGCAUACUUGAAGUUAAAUCAUAUAAUUGCAAAUAUCAAUUCCUUUACGAAGGGAAACGUGUUUUCACCAAUAGACAAUAACAUAAUAUUUGCGUCUACAAAGCUGGGCUUCACAUUCACUAUCAAGGAAUUUGUUUCUUAUUAUUACGCCCACUCCAUACCUUCUUCUAAGAUAGACGACUUUACCACAAGGCUAUGGGGUAGCGUAUAUUACCAUAAAGGUAAUUUCAGGACAAAACCAUUUGAAAAUGUAGAGAAGUACCCGACUUUCGUUGAAUUUAUCCUCAUCCCGCUUUAUAAAAUAUUUUCCUACGCUUUAUCUAUGGAGAAAGAUAAAUUAAAGAAUUUGUUAAGGUCUAACUUUAGAGUUAAUUUAAGUCAAGAGGCCCUCCAGUACGAUCCGCAACCUUUUUUAAAACACGUUCUACAGUUAAUAUUUAGGCAACAAACCGGUCUUGUAGAUGCGAUAACCAGAUGUUAUCAACCAUUUGAAUUAUUCGACAAUAAGACAGCUCAUCUUUCAAUUCCAGGAAAAUCUACACCAGAAGGCACUCUUUGGGCUCAUGUACUGAAAACUGUGGAUUACGGUGGAGCAGAGUGGUCCCUUGUACGGAUAUACUCUGGACUUUUGAAGAGAGGGGAUACAGUACGUAUACUUGAUACAUCACAAUCUGAAUCUCGCCAAAAAAGACAGUUGCAUGAUAUCUCAAAGACGGAAACCUCCAACGAAGAUGAAGAUGAAGAUGACGAAACGCCUUCAUGUGAGGUCGAAGAAAUUGGCUUAUUAGGUGGCAGAUAUGUCUAUCCGGUUCAUGAAGCACACAAAGGACAGAUAGUAUUAAUAAAAGGUAUUUCAAGUGCAUAUAUUAAAUCCGCGACGUUGUACUCUGUAAAGAGUAAGGAGGACAUGAAACAGCUAAAAUUUUUCAAACCUUUAGAUUAUAUUACCGAGGCAGUUUUCAAAAUUGUUCUUCAACCUUUACUGCCAAGGGAAUUACCCAAGUUAUUGGAUGCCCUGAACAAAAUUUCGAAAUACUACCCAGGCGUUAUUAUUAAAGUUGAGGAAUCUGGAGAACAUGUAAUACUAGGAAAUGGAGAGCUGUAUAUGGACUGUUUGUUGUAUGAUCUAAGAGCGAGUUAUGCAAAGAUAGAAAUUAAAAUAUCUGAUCCUUUAACUGUUUUUUCUGAAAGUUGCUCAAAUGAAUCGUUCGCUUCAAUACCUGUAAGUAAUUCGAUAUCUCGCCUUGGUGAGGAAAAUUUACCAGGUCUGUCGAUUAGUGUAGCCGCUGAACCAAUGGACUCUAAAAUGAUUCAGGAUUUGAGCAGGAACACAUUGGGAAAGGGUCAAAACUGCUUGGAUAUUGACGGAAUAAUGGACAACCCAAGGAAACUAUCCAAAAUAUUGAGAACCGAGUAUGGGUGGGAUUCGUUGGCAUCAAGAAACGUUUGGUCUUUUUAUAAUGGCAACGUGUUGAUUAAUGACACUUUGCCAGAUGAAAUCAGUCCUGAAUUAUUAUCCAAAUAUAAGGAACAAAUAAUACAAGGAUUUUACUGGGCUGUAAAAGAGGGGCCUUUGGCAGAAGAACCAAUUUAUGGUGUACAGUAUAAAUUGUUAUCGAUCUCAGUACCUUCCGACGUAAACAUUGACGUUAUGAAAAGUCAAAUUAUUCCGCUAAUGAAAAAAGCCUGUUACGUUGGCUUACUGACAGCAAUCCCAAUUUUAUUGGAACCCAUCUAUGAAGUUGACAUCACGGUCCACGCCCCCUUGCUGCCAAUAGUAGAGGAACUUAUGAAGAAGAGACGUGGAAGCAGGAUAUACAAAACAAUAAAAGUGGCAGGGACACCAUUGUUGGAGGUUCGUGGACAAGUUCCGGUUAUUGAAUCUGCAGGAUUCGAGACAGAUUUGAGAUUAUCUACGAAUGGUCUUGGUAUGUGUCAGCUGUACUUUUGGCACAAGAUAUGGAGGAAGGUUCCUGGUGAUGUUUUGGAUAAAGAUGCGUUUAUUCCAAAAUUGAAACCCGCACCUAUCAACAGUUUAAGUCGUGAUUUCGUGAUGAAAACAAGAAGGCGGAAGGGUAUUUCUACAGGUGGAUUUAUGUCAAAUGAUGGUCCUACGCUUGAAAAGUAUAUAAGCGCUGAAUUAUACGCUCAAUUAAGAGAAAAUGGCUUAGUACCGUGA
Molecule: messenger RNA, 3027 nt
Organism: Saccharomyces cerevisiae S288C
Lineage: Eukaryota; Fungi; Ascomycota; Saccharomycetes; Saccharomycetales; Saccharomycetaceae
Gene: SNU114
Product: U5 snRNP GTPase SNU114
Exons: 1
Coding region: 1-3027 (1008 amino acids)
Biological process (GO): mRNA splicing, via spliceosome
Cellular component (GO): nucleus; Prp19 complex; U5 snRNP
Molecular function (GO): GTPase activity; GTP binding
Source: RefSeq, marked reviewed